This is a messenger RNA of Condylostylus longicornis, 552 nucleotides long. RefSeq names its product putative surface protein SACOL0050. NCBI's taxonomy places the organism in Eukaryota, Metazoa, Arthropoda, Insecta, Diptera, Dolichopodidae. The transcript has 2 exons. The coding region runs from base 1 to 552 and encodes 183 amino acids. The record is from RefSeq and is a predicted model, not a curated record.
AUGCUAUGGUUACAGGACAGUGAUGGUGGCGGUCACGAUGACGGUGACGGUCACAAUGACAGUAAAGAUGAUAGUGACGGGGACGGUGACGGUGACGGUGAUGGUGACGGUGACGGUGCCGGUGAUGGUGAUGGUGACGGUGACCGUGACGUUAAUGGUAACGAUAAUGAUGACGGAGACGGUAACGAUGAUGGUGACGGGGACGGUGACGGUGACGGUGCCGGUGAUGGUGACGGUGACCGUGAUGUUAACGGUAACGAUAAUGAUAACGGUGACGAUAACGAUGAUGGUGACGGGGACGGUGAUGGUGACGGUGACGGUGAUGGUGACGGUGGCAGUGACGGCGAUGGUGACAGUGAUGAUGACGGUGACGGUGACGGUAACGAUGAUGGUGACAAGGACGGUGAUGGUGACGGUGAUGGUGACCGUGACGAGGACGGUGACGGUGACGGUGACCGUUAUGGCGACCUUGGCGGUGAUGAGAUGCUCAAAUACCAAAUUCAUGCAUUGGGUCGCAAAUCAUUUGGAGGAGUCAGAAGUUUUGGUUAUUAA